AUGGAGGAGGCGGAGGCCGAUUGCGCCCUGGCGUUCGCCGAGGCCCAGCGAUGGGUGGAGGCAGUAACAGAGAAGAAUUUUGAAACAAAGGAUUUUCGAGCCUCUCUAGAGAAUGGUGUUCUGUUGUGUGAUUUGAUUAAUAAGCUGAAACCUGGGGUCAUUAAGAAGAUCAAUAGACUGUCCACACCUAUAGCAGGCUUGGAUAAUAUAAACGUUUUUUUGAAAGCUUGUGAACAGAUUGGAUUGAAAGAAGCCCAGCUUUUCCAUCCUGGGGAUCUACAGGAUUUAUCAAAUCGAGUCACUGUCAAGCAAGAAGAAACUGAUAGGAGAGUGAAAAAUGUUUUGAUAACUUUGUACUGGCUGGGAAGAAAAGCACGGAGCAACCCCUGCUAUAAAGGUCCCUAUCUUAAUUUGAAAGCGUUUGAGAAUCUUUUAGGACAAGCUCUGACUAAGGCACUUGAAGAGCCCAGCUGCCUGAAGAGGACUGGGAGGGACAGUGGUUACAGCGACGUCUGGGGCCCCGAGCGCGGGGAGCUUCUGGCUUCUCCAGGCAGCUGUAAGCGGGAGGACUCGUUUGAGAGCUUGGACUCUUUGGGAUCAAGGUCAUUCACAAGCUGCUCCUCUGAUAUCACGCUGAGGGGGGCACGUGAAGGUUGUGAAAGUGACACAGAUUCUGAAUUUACAUUCAAAAUGCAGGACCAUAAUAAAGAUGAUAUGUCCUAUAGAAGGAUUUCGGCUAUUGAACCCAAGUCUGCCUUACCCUUCAAUCGCUUUUUACCCAACAAAAGUAGACAGCCAUCGUACGUGCCGGCACCCUUGAGGAAGAAAAAGCUGGACAAAAAUGAGGAUAACAGACGAAGCUGGGCAAGCGCCGUCUACACAGAAGCAGAUGGAACGUUUCCAAGUAACGAGAGGAGAACUUGGGGCACAAACGUGGAGAACUGGCCAACAGUACAAGAAACUUCAGACUCCUCUUGUUAUUUGGAAGAGAACGAAGACAAGAGAAGUGUUCCCAACACUGUAAAGGAUGAUCUUUACGUGCGAAAGCUAAGCCCAGUCAUGCCAAGCCCAGGGAAUGCUUUUGAUCAGUUUCUUCCCAAAUGCUGGAUCCCAGAGGAUGUGAACUGGAAACGAAUAAAAAGGGAAACUUACAAACCGUGGUAUAAAGAAUUUCAGGGAUUCAGUCAGUUUUUAUUGCUUCAGGCCCUCCAGACAUAUUCUGAUGACAUCUUGUCUUCUGAAACAAAUAUCAAAAUCGACCCCACAGCUGGCCCCCGGCUCAUAACACGCAGAAGGAACCUCUCUUAUGCACCAGGGCGUGGACCAGGAGAUGCCCUGGAGAUGCCAGGCCUGGAUCCCGACUUAGAGAAUGACGACUUCUUUGUCAGAAAGACCAGGGCUUUCCACGCAAACCCAUGUGUUCUCCGGGCUUUCGAAGACUUAAGAAGGCUGUCUGGGCAAGACGAUCCCAUAGAGCGAGAUAUAAUCCUGCAGUGUAGGGAAGGGGAACUUGUCCUUCCGGACCUCGAAAAAGAUGAUAUGAUUGUUCGCCGCAUUCCAGCGCAGAAGACAGAGGUGCCUCUGUCAGGAGGCCCUGAUAGAUACCAGCCAGUCCCAUUCCCUGAACCCUGGAUGCUUCCUCCAGAAAUUCAAGCAAAAUUUCUCUGUGUGCUUGAAAGGACAUGCCCCUCGAAGGAAAAAAGCACUAGUUGUAGAGUGUUAGUUCCUUCCUGUAGGCAGAAGAAAGACGACAUGUUGGCUCGUAAGAUCCAGUCUUGGAAGCUCGGGACCUCGGUCCCUCCCAUCAGUUUCACUCCUGGUCCCUGCAGCGAGGCGGACUUACAGAAGUGGGAGUCCAUCCGAGAGGCCAGCAGGCUUAGGCACCGGAAGCGGCUGAUGGUGGAGAGACUCUUUCAAAAGAUUUAUGGUGAGAGCGGGAGUAAGUCCAUGAGUGAUGUCAGCGCAGAGGAUAUUCAGAGCUUGCGUCAGCUACGUUACGAGGAGAUGCAGAGAAUCAAGUCCCAGUUAAAAGAACAGGACCAGAAAUGGCAGGAUGACCUUGCAAAAUGGAAAGAUCGUCGGAAAAGCUACACUUCGGAUCUGCAGAAGAAAAAGGAGGAGAGAGAGGAGAUUGAGAAGCAGGCUCUUGAGAAGUCGGAGAGAAGAUCUAAGACAUUUAAUGAAAUGCUACAGGACAGGGAAUCCCCAAAUCAGAUGUCUACAGUUGCAUCGAGAAGGAGACUAUACUCUUUUGAUGACGGAUUGAAUGAAGAAAAGCCUCCCCCUAUGCUGCCUGUGUCAGAAGCCUAUUCCCAGAGUGAGAGAGUAGAAGAGAAAGGAACGGCUUAUCCGACAGAAAUUCCUAAGCGGGAUUCUACAACUUUUGCAAAAAGGGAGGCUACUGUCACAGCGGAAGUUCAGUUUCCUUCUAGAAGCCCCGUGGAAGAACAGCGCCCAGCCUCUUUGUCUUCUCAGCAUUCACUGAAUACACAAAUGGAGUCGACUCGAGUUUCAGCAACUCUCCCCAGAAGUUACCAGAAAAGCGAUGCGGCCAGGUUAACAUCUGUGGUCGCACCGAGACCCUUUGGCUCUCAGCCAAGGGGAAUCUCAUCACUCCCGAGAUCCUACACGAUGGAUGAUGCUUGGAAGUAUAAUGGAGACAUAGAAGGCAUUAAGAGAACCCAGAGCAGUUCGAUCAGCAUCUCUGUGCAAAGACCGGACACAAGCCAGCUUGUGUCCAGCUCAUCCAGCGAAAGAGAGGCCGACGUGCCCAGAGAAAGUGUGAUGCGAUUGCCCUCACCUACACCUCCCUACUCAUCUCUUUCCCAGGAUCAGGCUGCCACUUCUAAAGACACAUUGUCUUCAAUAUCUAGCCCUGAUUUAACAUCUGAGCUUGGAGAAGGGAGAAGCUUGCCACAGGCAGAGGUCCCCAGGUCACAGGAUCAGUUCAGUGAUAUGAGAAUCAGCAUAAACCAGACGCCUGGGAGCAGUCUUGACUUUGGGUUUACAGUAAAAUGGGCUUUUUCCAGGAUCUUCGUAGCAUCAGUUGAAGCAGGUAGCCCAGCAGAAUUUUCUCAGCUACAGGUAGAUGAUGAAAUUAUUGCUAUCAACAACACCAGGUUUUCAUAUAAGGACACAAAAGAGUGGGAGGAAGCCAUGGCUAAGGCCCAGGAAACUGGGAGCCUAGUUAUGGAUAUCAGGCGCUAUGGAAAGUCUGAUUGGGGCAAAGACCAGACUUCCCUGCCAUUUACACGGCAUAAAACCCUCAAUCUCACCAGUAUGGCUACCAAAAUUAUAGGUUCACCUGAAACAAAGUGGAUUGAUGCCACUUCUGGAAUUUACAGCUCAGAGAAAGCUUCAAAUCUGUCAGUAACAACUGAUUUCUCGGAAAGCCUUCAGAGUUCUAAUACUGAAUCAAAAGAAAUCAAUGGAAUUCGUGAUGAAAGCAAUACUUUUGAAUCAAAAGCCUCUGAACCUAUAUCUUUGAAAAACUUAAAAAGGCGAUCACAGUUUUUUGAACAAGGAAGCUCCGAUUCUGUGGGUCCUGAUCUUCCAGUCCCAACCAUCAGUGCCCCAAGUCGCUGGGCCUGGGAUCCGGAGGAGGAGCGGAAGCGGCAGGAGAGAUGGCAGAAGGAGCAGGACCGGCUGCUGCAGGAAAAAUAUCAACGAGAACAGGAAAAACUGAGGGAAGAGUGGCAGAGGGCUAAGCAGGAGGCUGAGAGAGAGAAUUCCAAGUACUUGAAUGAGGAACUGAUGGUCCUGAACUCAAACAGCAUUUCUCUGACGGCCCGGGAGCCUGCCCUGGCCACCAGGGGUGAGGAGUCCAAGUCUCCUGACAAGGAAGGAACGCGGGCAGAGGAAAAGAUGAGGCACCAGCAGCAGGAGGAAGACGCGAAUGAGGACCAAAGGAAGCAGCUGCAGGAACAGCUCACUCUUGAGAGAGAGAGGAAGGAGCAGCAGUAUCAGGAAGAGCAGCAACAGAAGUGGCGUGAGGCGGAACAGAAGCACCAGGCAGAGAAAGAGAGGGAAACUUCCAUCAAAAUAUACCAGUACAGAAGGCCUAUUGAUUCCUAUGACAUACCAAAGAGAGAAGAAGAAUCUUCAGGUUUGCUUCCUAGUGACAGGAAUAAAUCCAGAUCUACUACUGAAUUGGACGAUUUCCCCACAAAUAAAAAUGGAAGCAAUAGAUACGCAGACCGAAGUGGGAACAGUAGCUCAUCACAGAAGAGCUCGAAGAAGGAACCAGCGCCAUCAGGAGCGGAGUUGGAGAGACAGCAAAUCCUCCAAGAAAUGAGGAAGAGAACCUCCCUUUAUGAUGACAACAGCUGGAUCCGACAGCGCAGUUCCAGUGUCAACAAGGAGCCUAUUUGUCUGCCGGGGAUUAUGAGAAGAGGUGAAUCUCUGGAUAACCUGGAUUCCCCAAGAACCAAUUCUUGGCGACAGUCCCCGGGGCUCAGUCAGCCGUCAGGAGUCUAUGCCUCUUCCUCCGUCCAAGACUUCCGUCACCCCCCACCUCAGCUGCUGUCCACAUCAAACCGUGCCUACAUGCGGAACCCCUCCUCCAGCAUCCCCCCUCCCUCAGCCGGCUCUGUGAAGACCACCGCCCCAUCCCCCGUACCGCGUAGCCAUUCCCCCGCGGCUCAGCAGCCAGGCUCCCAGCCACGCAACAGGUCGGUCAGUGGGAAGCGAGUGUGCUCCUUCUGUCAUAACAUUCUGGGCAAAGGAGCCGCCAUGAUCAUCGAGUCCCUGGGUCUUUGUUAUCAUUUGCAUUGUUUUAAGUGUGUGGCCUGCGAGCGUGACCUCGGAGGCUCUUCCUCAGGAGCCGAAGUCAGAAUCCGAAACAACCAACUGUACUGCAACGACUGCUAUCUCAGAUUCAAAUCUGGACGGCCAACCGCCAUGUGA
Rangifer tarandus platyrhynchus (Svalbard reindeer) is the source of this 4905-nucleotide messenger RNA. The record is from the annotation of a GenBank genome assembly. NCBI's taxonomy places the organism in Eukaryota, Metazoa, Chordata, Mammalia, Artiodactyla, Cervidae.